Molecule: messenger RNA, 2573 nt
Organism: Xenopus laevis (African clawed frog)
Lineage: Eukaryota; Metazoa; Chordata; Amphibia; Anura; Pipidae
Gene: slc39a3.L
Product: solute carrier family 39 member 3 L homeolog
Exons: 4
Coding region: 425-1369 (314 amino acids)
Biological process (GO): zinc ion transmembrane transport; transmembrane transport; zinc ion transport
Cellular component (GO): membrane; plasma membrane; apical plasma membrane
Molecular function (GO): zinc ion transmembrane transporter activity; metal ion transmembrane transporter activity
Source: RefSeq, a predicted model, not a curated record
CCGGAAGUGGCGUCACGAGACAGCUUGGUGUUGAUUGAAUGUAGCUCAGAGUCUCUGGACUGCUGCGUUCUCCUUCCUGCUAUGGUGGUUUCGCUUCAGAAACAAAUGGCCAUGCCCCUGGAGCCAGAGCACCUCAGAUUGUAGAAUGACUUCAAACCUUGGGGACAGAAGUUACAGUAGACAAAGCCCUGAGUGGAUCUGUUGUCACACACCACAUGGCCUAGACUAAUAACCAUGUUAUAUUAUGGAAAGUACAAAAUUCCUUUACUGCAUCAGUGUCUAACUGCAUAAAGAAGUGUGUGGUUCUGACAUACCAUGUGACAUUACCAUUUCUACUUGAGUCCUUCACAUAAAGCUUUCAUAAACCUUCCAGCCUGAUAUCUGUGACCUGCUUUAUAUGCGAGAAAUAUAGUCCAUCCUCAGAAUGAAUCUUAUUUUGGCCAAGUUGCUGUGCCUGCUGGCAAUAUUUGUGCUGAUGAUGUUGGGGUCACUUAUACCUGUCAAGAUAACAGAGCCGGAUUUUGAUAAAGCUUCUCGUUCUCGGAAAAUCCUUGCACUGUCAAAUUCAUUUGCUGGCGGUGUGUUCUUGGCUACCUGCUUUAAUGCUUUGCUUCCUGCAGUGAGAGAAAAGUUUUUUGAACUUCUGAAAAUGGGAAACAUUUCUACAGAUUACCCCUUGGCAGAGACUAUUAUGGUGGUCGGGUUCUUUCUCACAGUUUUUGUGGAACAGACUGUUUUGACAUUCCGUAAGGAAAAACCUUCUUUUAUUGACAUGGAGACAUUUAAUGCUGGAUCAGAUAUUGGCAGUGACUCUGAAUUUGAAAGCCCUUUUAUAUCAGCCAAUCACGGCCAUAAUCUGUAUGAAGGAGGUCAUAGCCAUCACUCUCACAGCCUCAAUAUUAAAGAACUAUCCAGCUCAAGUCCUGUGCGGCUCUUCAGUUUAGUGUUUGCUUUGUCUGCUCACUCUGUAUUUGAAGGGCUUGCUCUAGGCUUACAGGAGGAUGGGAAUAAGCUGCUUAGCCUUUUUAUUGGCGUUGUUAUUCAUGAAACUUUGGUGGCUGUGGCACUUGGUGUCAGCAUGGCAAAAGUAAACAUUCACCUGAAAGAUGCAGUAAAAAUGGCAGUCUUGGUGAGCACAAUGAUCCCUAUUGGUAUUGUAGUUGGAAUGGCAAUACAGAGUGCUCAGAACAUGGCCAGCAGCAUUGCGUCAGCUCUGUUGCAAGGCAUUGCUGGAGGCACCUUUCUCUUUGUUACCUUUUUUGAAAUUUUGGUUAAGGAACUGGAGGAAAAAAAUGAUAGGUUGCUAAAAGUGCUCUUCUUGGUUUUAGGAUACACUGUUUUAGCAGUGCUUGUCUUAUUUAAAUGGUAAUGCAAAAAUAGAGACUCGCUGAUAUGUUCUGUGUGUUUAUAAUGGAUAAAAUACCACAUAUUAUUAUUUAUAAAGUCAUUAGAAUUUUCGAAGUGGUUCCAUGACAAUAUAAAUGCAGGGAUGCUUUUAUACAGGUUAUAGAACUGUGAGAUCAAUUUUAGUAGGGGUACAUUUUUCCAUUAUAAGUCUGAGGUGUGACAACAUUUGCAGCUGUUCUGUCAGCACUGUCGAUUCUGCUGUUUAAUUGUCUGAAAUAUAUAAGUGCAUAAGCUAUAGGCAAGUAACAGCCUCCAGCUUUUGAUGAACUACCAGCACAUUACUAUAGACUGAAAAUUACACCUGAGGGGUUGAAGGUUAGCUACUGCUUAUACAUACACGUAUCCUCCCAGCAACAAUAGCAGGAGGCUGAAAGUUGCAUCUGAAGGGUGGGUUUGUUAUUGUUUACAUAUUUUAAUUGUGAAUUGCUUAAAUGCAUAAGCCCAUUCAGAUGAAUAAUACAUUCUAACCAUCUAUAAUCAAGAGGGUGGGUGCUGGGUGACGCAGGUUAGCUACAACUGUGUUUUGUAAAUUUAGUAGUUGAAGCUGUGGUUGUGCAUCUGCUUCAUCCUCCUAUUCUACUUGCUUUCUCUUUAUGAGGGCACAAUUUAAGGCUGAGAGUGCAUAAUGGGAGACAGUCAAACCAGAAACUUGGGUUAGAUGGCUGACUACUCUUCUGUUAUUUUCCAAGGUUGGUUUUGGUUAGGGUGUUGCUGAACUACCAUCAAAACCAACACAUAUUUCCACUGGUCAAAUAACUAUAGGCAAAUUCCAGGACUUUCUUUAGGCGCAUAUUUCCACCGGUAAAACUUGCACUGCUGUAGGCACAGAUUUUCAGUUGUAACAACCAGUGUUGCUAUGGGCUCACAGAGGUAGCUGUGUCUGUAAAAGCACUCUUAGGUAAUGGCUGUGCUGGCAGAGCUGCUGUUGGUGCUGCUUUCGUAGCCUGGCCAGAGCAUUGCUUGUAAUUUUAAGUUAUAAACAGCACCUCCUGAUGUUUAUGCUGUUUAUUAUUAUGUCAUUUACAAGACGUGCAUAGUACAAUACCCAUUUGGGCAUGUCAUUUUGAGGGCUGUUUUAUUAUUAUUUUUAUAUUUUUUUUAAUGGAUUUUAAAAUAAAAUGUUUACUUCUUUGUUUUUGAUAGACUAACACAAUAGCUCUGCUGUU